CAAGCCGUUUGGGCCGCGGGUCUAGCUGGUUCCAGAGUCUCCGCAAACUUAUCCGUUCCCCCCUAUUCUCUGGGGCGUCCCUAGACGCUUCCCCACCCGCCGCCCCGGCCUGACCCUUCCAGUCGGAGCGACCGAGUACGCUCGGGGUUGGGACUGUAAGCGGAUUCCAAUCCAAUCCAAUCCAAUCGACACUGGAUUUUGAAGGAUCAUUCACUCUGCCAGCGAUCCGCCGGGCUCUGGCUACUGCCGUAGACCCGUGGCUUCCCGGACGGUCGCCCGGAGACUCCUCCUCGGUUAACCCACAUUCCCUGGGCUUGGGUCAUGGCCUCACAGGGAAAGGCCUGGCUCAGAAGUUAAUAAUUGGAUCUGAGUCUCGGGAGCUGGUUUGUGAAGCAGCGAACGUGUCGGUCGUGGAUUUUUUUUUUUUUUUUUUUUUGGCCGAUGCCUGUUUUCCUUUGUUGUGUGCUUGGAUUUGCUACCCCGUCUCGUGGGCUCCCAGUAAACAGGUGACGAUAGGGACAAGCCUCUGCCGCCGUACCUGGGAUCAUGUUGAAGCACCUCUUUCAGUCACUCUUAUAAUCGCACCCGGUCGUUGUAACUUCUAGAGCCGUCAGAUCUUUAUCUCCUUCCUUGGCACAGAUGAAUCGGACAAAGGGUGAUGAAGAAGAGUAUUGGAACAGCUCCAAGUUCAAGGCUUUCACCUUUGAUGAUGAAGAUGAUGAGCUCUCACAGUUAAAGGAAUCCAAGAGAGCAGUGAAUAGUCUUCGUGACUUCGUGGAUGAUGAGGAUGACGAUGACCUGGAGAGAGUCAGCUGGAGUGGGGAACCUGUGGGAAGUAUCUCAUGGUCCAUCAAAGAGACUGCUGGAAAUAGUGGGUCAAGCCAGGAGGGGCGUGAACAGCUAAAGAGCCGAAAUAGCUUCUCCACCUAUACACAACUGCCCAAACCUACUUCUACUUACUCCCUGAGCAGCUUUUUUAGAGGGAGAACUAGACCUGGAAGUUUCCAGUCCCUUUCUGAUGCUCUGUCAGAUGCACCUGCCAAAAGCUAUGCUCCAGAGCUGGGCAGACCCAAGGGGGAGUACAGGGAUUACAGCAAUGACUGGAGCCCCAGUGACACAGUGCGACGUCUUCGGAAGGGCAAGGUCUGCUCACUAGAAAGAUUCCGUUCCUUACAGGACAAGCUACAGCUCCUGGAGGAAGCAGUAAGCAUGCAUGAUGGAAACGUAAUUACUGCAGUUCUGAUCUUCCUGAAGAGGACACUGAGCAAAGAGAUCCUCUUCCGAGAGCUGGAAGUGCGACAGGUUGCCUUGAGACAUCUCAUUCACUUCCUUAAAGAAAUAGGGGAUCAAAAGCUGCUUUUAGACCUCUUAAGGUUCCUAGAUAGAACAGAAGAGCUUGCGCUCUCUCAUUACCGUGAGCACUUGAACAUUCAGGACCCUGAGAAACGAAAAGAAUUUCUUAAGACCUGCGUUGGUUUGCCAUUUUCAGCAGAAGAUUCUGCACAUAUUCAAGACCAUUAUACCCUCCUGGAACGACAGAUCAUUAUUGAGGCAAAUGAUCGACAUCUGGAAUCAGCAGGACAGACUGAGAUCUUUCGGAAGCACCCCCGCAAAGCUUCUAUCCUCAACAUGCCAUUAGUGACAACGCUUUUCUACUCGUGCUUCUACCAUUACACGGAGGCUGAGGGGACGUUCAGCAGUCCAGUCAACCUGAAGAAGACAUUUAAGAUUCCAGACAAACAGUAUGUACUGACAGCCCUGGCUGCUCGCGCCAAGCUUCGAGCCUGGCAUGAUGUUGAUGCCCUCUUUACCACGAAGAACUGGCUGGGCUACACCAAGAAGAGAGCACCCAUUGGCUUCCAUCGGGUUGUGGAAAUUUUGCACAAGAAUAGUGCCCCUGUCCAGAUAUUACAAGAGUAUGUUAAUCUGGUGGAAGAUGUGGACACAAAGUUGAACUUAGCCACCAAGUUCAAAUGCCAUGAUGUCGUCAUUGAUACUUGCCGGGACCUGAAGGAUCGUCAGCAGUUGCUAGCGUACAGGAGUAAAGUGGAUAAAGGAUCUGCGGAGGAGGAGAAGAUUGAUGCCAUUCUGAAUAGUUCGCAAAUUCGAUGGAAGAAUUAAGUGGCAUUAGCUACCCUGAAACCUGCCUCAUUUCUUCCUUUCCUGUCUGUGAAAGUAGAGAGUGUCUUCAUUGGGAGUUACAGUACCACACAUCGCUUGGACCCAUCAGCAACAGGCAGCGCCUGCUACUCUUAGGGCAGAAACCAGCGCCUGGGCACAGACAGCUUCAGACUGACCUAAGGAACGUCAUCAAGAGGGCCAAGAUCUAAAGCUUUGACUCAUGAGGAAGAUUCUCUCCACCUGGUGCUCACAUGAAGGUGGGAAUAGUUUCUAGAUUGGGCCCAUAUUGGGCAAGAUCUCACUUGGUCUGGGAAAAAUGACUGCUCAAGAAAGGAAGUUACCAAAAAAAAAAAAAAAAAAGUUACCUAGACUAAGAGGUCAGGUGUCCUAGAGUGGCCACUCCAUUCCUCUCAGCUAAUUAUGACCCUGGACUUGGUGCUGGAUUUUGGCAGUUCUGCUCUGAAGUCAGAAUAGAACCAAAAUGGCUCUCUCCCAAGGGACCUCAGGAAGGGAUGCCAGUAUAGCGGAGACCUGUUGGAGGUGCCUUCACACCAGACUGCAGAGUCCUCCAUGUAAUGACAGAGAUUGCCCAGACGUUUGUGUUUCUUUAACCACUGUCCCUCUGCUGCCCUAGUCUAGCCUCUACUGAGACUUGUGUUUCGUCUCUCACCUACACAUCAAGAUGGCCUGGUGCGGGAGAUAAGGAACUCCCCAUUAUCUUUUCCUCUACUUCUCCUACCCAGACCCAUAAACUUUUAUGAAGCUCAGAUUCAGCAGUGCUGGAGUGCUCUUCCCUUAUACACAAAUCUCAUUUCACUAGGAGCUUCCAGAAGGUUCACCAGGGCUGAACUCAACAGCAUUUCAGACAGGAUAUUAAGAUGGAAGUUUUCAUUUCACACUUGGUUUUCAAUAAGAUCUUCUGUAGUGCUAGCCUCCUGUCCUUUACCAAUAUUAGCCUCUCUUCUGUGACUGAACUGGGUUUUCCUGACAUGCCUAGAUUCAUAAUAAAGCUUUUUCCUUCUUGGUGCCUUCUCUUUCCCUCCUAGUUGUUUUGUGAAGAACAAUGAAAUAAUUGCCCUGUCUCUUGGGACCACUGCGAAUCUGCCUCAGUGACUGCAUUCAGUAGUCUGUCAACAUAAGUCAUGGAGUAACGGUGUUUAUGGCAAAGUAUGGCUGUGCGGUUAACAGGGAGCACUGAGCUGGGAGACAAAAAACCCGGCCUCUUGUCCUAGCUCUACUGUUGAUAAGCUGUGUGAUGUUGGGUGAAUCCCUCUCUUCCUGGACUCACUAUCUUAACCUGUCAUAGGAGGGUAUGUUUCUCUGAGAGCUUAUAGAAUUUUACACUCCUGUGGUUGGAUGAAGUGGUAGAUGAAAAGAUGUAUAGAGGCACAUAGCAUGCUUUAAGGCAUGUGGUUCUCGACUGGGGACAGUUUUGCUCCCAGGAGACCCCUGUCAAAAUCUGGAGACACUUUGCUGCUACAACCAGUGGGUUCUACUAGUAUUUAGUGAGUAGAAGCAAGGAAUGCUGCUAAACAUCCUACAAUUAGGACAGCCCCCUCCAACAAAGAAUUAUCCUGUCAAGAAUGUCAUUAAUGCAAAUGCCGAGAAACUCUGCUUUAAGGUGAUCAGACUUCAUCUCUUAUUCCUCCACUUUGCAAUUCCAGAUACCUUCAUAGUUGUUCCUUCCUUAAGCAUCCCUCUGGCUGUUGAAGAAACAGGAGUUUAAUUUGCUAAAUUGUGCUCAAGUUAUUGGCUGAUCGUCCAACAAACCAUGGUGAUUUUAUUAGUGUAUCAGGGUUCACUCAGAUAUGCGGAAUCACUAAGAGUAUGUCAUCUGUCUAUAUGUGGAAUUCAUUACAUGGAUUUGCCCUUACUCAAGUAUAGCUGUUUGUUAAACAAUCUCUGGAAGUUUGUCUUCAUAACUGGUGGUAGAGCUCCUUAUCCGCAGGGUGGGCAGUGGGGAAGGAAAGAUAGAUAAAAUGUGAGGGAAAGCAAGGACAAGAUGGAGCCCAGGAGGAUGGAGAGGAGCCCAUGUCAGUUCUCACUACCCUCAAUGUCAAGGAAGUGGGUGUCCUGAAGGCAAAGCUAGCUGGUGGCCUUUGUCAAGGAACUGAACACAAACCUGGCCCAAGAGUGUGAGAAGCUGUAGGAGGAUCCGGGGGAAGUUGUAGCAAUUGUAGGUCCAACUGCUGCUGCACACCAACAGGGUCACUAGCAGACAGAAUACCUGCCCUGACCUUGCAAGCAUCAACACAAACUGGAUGCUGCUUCAAUUCAAACUUCCAGGUCUUGCACAAAAGUCUCUUACGGCACACCCUAACUGGAAACAUUCAGGGAAGGGUGUUCUGGAAAAUGUAGUUCAGCCUAGCCAACUUGACAUGUUACAAAGCUACAACCACUGGAUCUGCAUUUUUGAGAAUGUAUUAGUGAAGGAUGGACCUAGAGUCCACACCUGUACAGGUUAACCGGUGCUGCAUGGUCGUGCUGAGCAGGGAGGUUUUGAACUUCUCUUUUCUUCAGAACAAUAACAUCACAUGCAACAUUAGGAUUACCUACUCAAUGUUGUGAUCAAAGGAAGUGUUUUCUCAGAUUUGAUAAGAACUUCCAUGCUCUUUACUUCAAGUGCUAAGAUUGAGUGACAUAAGAGCCCUCCUUUGAUGGUCAACUAAUCUUUGACAAAGCCGGAAAAUAUCCAACAGGAGAAAGAAAGUCUCUUCAACAAAUAGUAUUGGGAAAACUGGACAGUGAUGUGCAGAAGAAUGAAACUGAGCCACUUUCUAAUACCAUACACAAAAAUAAAUUCAAAAUGGAUGAAUGACCUAAAUGUAAGACAUGAUACCAUCAAAAUCCUAGAGGAGAAAACGGGCAGCAACCCCUUUGACCUUGGCCACAGCAAGAUGUGACCAGGCAUAUCUCUGGAGGCAAGGGAAACAAAAGCAAAAAUGAACUAUUGGGACUUCAUCAAGAGAAAACGCUUCUGCACAGCAAAGGAAACUAAAUCAAAAGGCAACCAGUGGAAUAAGAAGAUAUCUGCAAAUGACAUAUUGGAUAACAGGUUAGUAUCCUAAAUCUAUAAAGAACUUAUCAAACUCAACACCCAAAAAACAAUCCAGUUAAGAAAUGAGCAGAAGACAUGAAUAGACCUCUUUCCAAAGAAGACCUCCAGAUGGCUAUUAGACACAUGAAAAUAUGCUCAAUGUCAUUCAUCAGGGGAAUACAAAUCAAAACCACAAUGAGAUACCACCUUACACCUGUCAGAAUGCCUAAAAUUAACAACUGAGGAAGCAACAAGUGUUGGCAAGGAUGUGGAGAAACGGGAACCUUUGUGCACUGUUGGUGGAAAUGCAAACUGGUGCAGCCACUCUGGAACACACUAUGGAGAUUACCCAGAAAGUUAAAAAUAGAACUAACCUAUGACCCAGCAAUUAUACUACCAGAUAUUUAUCCGGAGGGUUAGAAAUGCUCAUUUGAGGGGGCACAUGCACCCUAAUGUUUAUGGCAGCAGUAUCAACAGUAGCCAAAUUAUAGAAAGAACCCAAAUGUCCAUCAGCUGAUGAAUGGAUAAAGAAGAAGGUGUGCAUAUAUAAUGGAAUAUUACUCCAUGAUCAAAAAGAAUGAAAUCUUGCCAUUUGCAACAACAUGAGUAGAACCUAGAAUGUAUUAUACUGAGAUAAGUCAGAGAAAGACAAAUGAUUUCACUCAUAUAUGGAAUUUAAGAAACAGAACAGCUGAACAUAGGGGAAGGGAAGGAAAAAUAAGAAAAAUGGAGAGAGACAAACUAUAAAAGACCUUUACUAUAGGGAACAAGCUGAGGGUUGCUGGAGGGGAGGUAGGUGGAGGAUGGACUAAAUGGAUGAUGGGCAUUAAGGAGGGCACUUGUUGGGAUGAGCACUGGGUUUAUAUGUGGGUGAUGAAUCACUGGAUUCUGCUCCUGAAACCAGUGCUGCCCUGUAUGUUAGCUAAUUUGAAUUUAAGUUAAAAAUAAAAUUAAAAACAGCCCUGCUAUGAAAGGGAUUAGAGAAGCUAGAGACGGGAUCCCUGGGUGGCGCAGCAGUUUGGUGCCUGCCUUUGGCCCAGGGCGCGAUCCUGGAGACCCGGGAUCGAAUCCCACGUCGGGCUCCCGGUGCAUGGAGCCUGCUUCUCCCUCUGCCUGUGUCUCUGCCUCUCUCUCUCUCUCUCUCUGUGACUAUCAUAAAUAAAUUUUAAAAAUUAAAAAAAAAAAAAGAGAAGCUAGAGACAUGAAAUGUUGCUUAUAUGGUUCCAUGUACAUGGAACAUCCAGAAAAGGUAAAUCCACAGAGACAGAGACAAGAAGCAGAUUUGUGGCGCCAGGGGCUGAGGAGGGUGGUGGGCAAGUGGGGAGUGACUGCUUAAUGCAUAUGGGGUUUCCUUUGAUCAGGAAGAUAAAAAUGUUUUGGAGAUAGAAGUCGUGGAUAUGAGUGUAUUGUGAAUGUACUGAAUUGUUCACUUCUAAAUGGCUAUGUUAUGUGAGUUUUACCUCUUUUUUUUUUUUUUUAAUUUAAAAAGUGGAUUAGAGUGUUGCCUCGCUGUUUCAGUCCAUAGAGUGACUCUUGAUCUCAGGGUCCUGAGUUCGAGCCCCACAUGGAGUGUAGAGAUUACUUUCCAAAAAGGUAGAUUUCAGUAGUUUUGAUUUCUGUUACCAAUUUUGCCAUUGCUAUAAUAAAAUAAAGUUCUGAAUA
Molecule: messenger RNA, 6820 nt
Organism: Nyctereutes procyonoides (raccoon dog)
Lineage: Eukaryota; Metazoa; Chordata; Mammalia; Carnivora; Canidae
Gene: VIPAS39
Product: VPS33B interacting protein, apical-basolateral polarity regulator, spe-39 homolog
Exons: 20
Coding region: 640-2121 (493 amino acids)
Biological process (GO): vacuolar transport; intracellular protein transport
Cellular component (GO): cytoplasm
Source: RefSeq, a predicted model, not a curated record